AUGUCGUCUACCCACGGACUCCCAGAGUUCAGCUUGAAGGGAAAGGUCGUGUUGGUAUCGGGCGCUGCUCGUGGUCUCGGUCUUACACAAGCCGAAGCAUUGCUGGAAGCUGGCGCACGAGUGUACGCGCUUGACAGACUCGCCGAACCUUCUGCAGACUUUGCGCCCAUUGCCGAGAAAGCAAAGAAGGAACUCGGGACUUACCUGGAAUACCGCCAAAUCGACGAGACGACUGCCUUGGGAAUACACUGCUGGAGGAUGCCAACCGCAUGUUCGAGGGUCAACAUUACUGGGGUCAUGAUGACUGCGCAGGCGGCUGCUAAGCAGAUGAUCAAGUUUGGCAAUGGCGGGAGUAUCGUGCUCAUUGCGAGCAUGUCUGGCAGCGUUGCAAACAGGGGUCUCAUUUGCUCGGCAUACAACGCAUCAAAGGCAGGCGUCAUACAACUUGCUCGCAACCUGGCGUCCGAAUGGGGCGAAUACAACAUCCGUGUCAACACAAUCUCGCCAGGCUACAUUGUGACGGCCAUGGUGGAGGAGCUUUUCAUCAAGUACCCCGAGCGAAGAGAUACAUGGCCUACGCAAAACAUGUUGGGUCGGCUUUCAAAGCCAUCGGAAUACCGUGGUGCAGCAGUGUUUCUGCUCAGCGACGCGAGCUCUUUCAUGACGGGGUCAGAUUUGAGAAUGGACGGCGGCCACGCGGCAUGGUAG
Molecule: messenger RNA, 708 nt
Organism: Pyrenophora tritici-repentis Pt-1C-BFP
Lineage: Eukaryota; Fungi; Ascomycota; Dothideomycetes; Pleosporales; Pleosporaceae
Source: RefSeq, a predicted model, not a curated record